Messenger RNA from Pelobates cultripes (western spadefoot toad), 1885 nucleotides. The record is from the annotation of a GenBank genome assembly. NCBI's taxonomy places the organism in Eukaryota, Metazoa, Chordata, Amphibia, Anura, Pelobatidae.
AUGGGAAAGUCAAGAGAUCUAUUCAAGAAAAUUGGGGAUCUAAAAGUUACCUUUCAUGCCAAAGUGGGUGUGAUAAAAGACGAAAAUGGCAGGGACUUAACAGAAGAUGAUCAGAUAAAGAAGAGAUGGCAGGCAGGGACGUAUUAGCCGCGAGGCAAACAAGGCAUUUGCCUUGGGCGGCAUUUUUCAGGGGGCGGCAAAUACCCAGGGCAAAUGCCUAGUUAGCCUUGCGACUAACAGACAUGCUCUGUGGCGCUGGCUGAUGGUCGGGCGGGCGGCUGGCGAGGGAGCUCUUCCUCUGAGCGGUCUGCUCAGCUCCCUCGUGCGCCGCAGAGUGAAGCUGGGAGCCGGGAUAUGACGUCAUAUUCCGGCUCCCAGCCUCACUCUACGGUGCGCGAGGGAGCUGAGCAGUCCGCUCAGAGGAAGUGCUCCCUCGCCAGCCGCCCGCCCAGCAGCCAGCCCAUCAGCCCGACCGGCAGACACUGGACCACCAGGGAGAAAGAGGAACCCCCUCACCCCCCAGCACUCCCAAAGGUAAGGAGGCUGGGGGGGUUAAAUAAAAAAAAGUGUUAAUGUGCGUGUUUUUGUCUGACUGUGUGUGUGUGCGUGCGUGCGUGCGUGUGUGUCUGACUGUGUCUGUGUGUGUGUUUGUGUCUGACUGUGUGUGUGUAUUUAGAAGGUGGGGCGGGGGGCAGGGUUGGGUGGGGGUGGCGCGGGGGGGAGGGGAGUGUCUGAGUUUUGUCCUGCCUAGGACAGCACAAAACCAGGAUACACCACUGAUGGCAGGAUUACACUGAUGGCAGGAUUAACAGCAGCGAUGACCUCAAUAGUUGGUCCAAUGAGCUGGAACCAGAAACCUUGAAGAGCGAAGUGAGAUGGGCCCUAGCAUGCCUUGCAGAUAACAAGGCUGCAGGAGUUGAUGAAAUCCCAAUUGAACUAUUCAACAUUCUGCUAGAUGCUGCUGUGAAAUUUCUGCUUGCCUUAUGCCAACAAAUUUGGAAAACUCAACAGUGGCCAAGACUGGAAAAGGUCAGUCUACAUCCCAAUCCCCAAAAAAGGCAAUGCCGAAGAGUGCUCUAAUUAUCAAACAAUUGCACUAAUUUCAUAUGCCAGCAAGGUAAUGCUUAAGAUCCUACAAGUUCAACUCAAACAAUAUAUUGACCGGGAAUUACCAGAUGUACAAACUGGGUUCCGCAGAGGAUAAUAGAGAAAGCCAGAGAGUUCCAGUAAAACAUCUACCGAUACUUCUGCUUCAUAGACUAUUCUAAAGCCUUUGACUGUGUGGAUCACAAAAACAUGUGGCAAGUUCUUAAAGAGAUGGGAGUACCAGAUCAUCUCAUCGGCCUCCUGAUGAAUCUGUAUGUGGACUAAGAAGCCACAGUCAGAACCGAAUAUGGGACAACAGAAUGCUUUAAGAUCGGGAAAGGGGUUUGACAAGGUUGUAUAUUGUCACCUUAUUUAUUCAACGUGUAUGCAGGCUGGGCUGAAUGAAUCUGAAGCCGGAAUCAAUAUUGCUGGAAGAAAUAUCAACAAUCUCAGAUACGCGGAUGAUAUUACUCUGGCUGAAAGUGAAGAAGAACUAAAGGACCUAUUGAUGAGGGUAAAAGAAGAGAGUGCAAAAGCUGGCUUGCUGCAUAAUGUUAAAAAGACUAAGAUCAUGGCAAACAGCAAUCUCUGUUCCUGGCACAUAGAUGGGGAAGAAGUGGAGUCAGUGACAGGUUUUAUUUUCCUGGGAUCCAAGAUCUCUUCAGAUGGCGACUGUAGUUAUGAAAUUAAAAGCCGUUUGCUUCUGGGGAGGAGAGGUACAGCAAGCUUGGUCAAGCUGGUAAAAAUUAAAGACACUAUCAACAAAGGUCUGCAUAGUCAACUAUGGUAUUCCCAGUAG